UACUCCAUUUCACCUUGAUAAGAAAAUAAGGACGAAAAAGAAAAUGACACGUUAUGUUACUAAACAAAUCAAAAAACAACAACAACAACAACAACCAACAAAAGGUUUACGAUUAUUUUCAAAACAAGUCUGUGACAAAGUGGCUGAAAGGGGUGUCACGACCUAUAAUGAAGUAGCAGAUGAAUUGACGGCGGAAAUUCGGGGACAUGGUCAUGACGAUGGUGGUUCAUCAAGGAGUCGAGCGUUAGUAGAUCAAAAAAAUAUUCGUCGACGUGUCUAUGAUGCCCUGAACGUGCUGAUGGCUAUGAAUAUUAUCACAAAGGACCGAAAGCAAAUUAAAUGGCUUGGUAUCCCCACCUCUGGGCCAGGGUUACAGUAUCUUAAAGAGGAGAUUCAACAAGAGGAAUCCCGUCAACAAUAUCUUUUAGCCUCUAUUCAAAAUUCAACUCUUCUCCUGGAUGAUACCCUUCGACAUUUAGCUCGUCUAAAACAUUUAAUUCAACGAAAUCAUCAACGACGAUAUACUCAACAAUCAUGUCAUUUACCCUUCUUUAUCGUCACUUCUAAUCAGCCUAUCUAUACUGAAGAGUUGAGUCGUGAUGGUAAACAAGCUCUUUUAAAUCUUGGCUCCUCCUGGAUGAUUAAACAGGAUAGAGACGUUUUAGCAAAAUUAUGGCCUGGAACUACGACUUUAUAAGAAGUUUUUUAUUUUUAUUUUUAUUUUUUUUUUUAAAGAAAAAAAAAACAUUACAAUCAUUAUAUAUCGCU
This is a messenger RNA of Cokeromyces recurvatus, 768 nucleotides long. RefSeq names its product E2F/DP family winged-helix DNA-binding domain-containing protein. The record is from RefSeq and is a predicted model, not a curated record. Gene Ontology annotation, molecular function: RNA polymerase II transcription regulatory region sequence-specific DNA binding; DNA-binding transcription factor activity, RNA polymerase II-specific. Gene Ontology annotation, cellular component: transcription regulator complex; nucleus. The transcript has a single exon. NCBI's taxonomy places the organism in Eukaryota, Fungi, Mucoromycota, Mucoromycetes, Mucorales, Mucoraceae. Bases 44 to 697 code for a protein of 217 amino acids. Gene Ontology annotation, biological process: regulation of cell cycle; regulation of transcription by RNA polymerase II.